UCUGAGCGAGUCCAGCUGCAGGAGAGAAAACCUCCAACUCUGCUGCUUCCAGCUGCUCACACUGAAGCUUCACUCAGAAACAAAAUGGCUUCCAAAACAGAGGAGGAUCAAUUCUGUUCGGUCUGUAAGGACGUCUUUAAGGAUCCGGUCAUUCUGUCAUGUUGCCACAUCUUCUGUAAGGAGUGCCUGAAUAAAUGGUGGGGAGAGAAACCAGCAAGAGAGUGUCCAGUUUGUAAGGCACUACCUAUCACUGAAGAUUCACUCUGUAACUUGGUGCUGAAGAACCUGUGUGAGACUUUCUUACAGCAGAGAGACCAGAGACUUUCAGAGGAUCUCUGCAGUCUGCACUCCAAGAAACUCAGACUCUUCUGUCUGGACCAUGAGCAGCCAGUGUGUCACAUCUGCAGUCAUUCAGAUAAACACACUAGGCAUAGAUUUAAACCCAUCGAGGAAGUUGUGCAGCAACUCAAGAACAAACUUAAGGAAACUCUGGAGCCUUUAAAAAAAAUCCUGGACCUCAGGAUGAAAGUUCUGGAAAAGUUUCACCGAACCGCAGAAGACAUGAAGGUCCAGGCCCAGCACACAGAGAGGCAGAUUGUUGAGCAGUUUAAGAAGCUUCAUCAGUUUCUAGCAGAGGAAGAGGAGGCCAGGCUGGCUGCACUGAGGGAGGAAGAGGAGCAGAAGAGAGGGAUGAUGAAGGAGAAGAUGGAGGCUCUGAGCAGAGAGAUAGCAGCUCUUUCAGACACAGUCAGAGCCACAGAGGAGGAGCUGAGAGCUGCAGACGUCUCAUUCCUGCACAACUACAAGGCUGCAGUGGAAAGAGUCCAGCGCUGCCCCCUGCUGGAGGAUCCACAGCUGCCCUCAGGAGCUCUGAUAGACCAGGCCAAACAUCUGGGCAACCUGGCCUUCAACAUCUGGAGCAACAUGAAGGACAUGGUGACCUAUACUCCUCUGGUUCUGGACCCAAACACGGCUAAUCCAAGAAUAAUUCUGUCUGAAGAUCUGACCAGUUUGACUUUAGGGGAGGAACAGCAGCUUCCCUACAAUCCAGAGAGGUUUGAUUUAGGGUGGUCUGUCCUGAGCUCUGAGGGUUUUAACUCAGGGAACCACAGCUGGGAUGUUGAUGUUGGAGACGGUGAAGGAUGGGCACUUGGUGUGAUAGCAGAAUCUGUCCAUAGGAAGGGAUUCAUAGAGUCUGGAUGGUUGGUUCUAUGGUUCAAUGAAGAUGAAUACUUAGCACGUUCUCCACAAGCAUCGACUGGUUUAUCAGUCCAGAAGAAACUCCAGAGGAUCAGAGUGAAUCUGGACUGGGACAGAGGAAAACUGUUGUUCUCUGAUCUGGAUACUAACACACACAUACACACCUUCACACACACCUUCACUGACAAGAUGUUUCCUUAUUUCAACACUGGUAAUGUAAAAGUUUUGCCAAUGAAGAUCUCAGUGAUCAAACAGCAGCUCUGAUGUUCUCAGCAUGAGGAACAAAAGUCCAAAUUAAACCUUAUUGAUCAGAUUGAAACUUUGUUUUAAUCAGGAAAUUGGAUCUGAUCUGGUCACUUGGUUGUUUUCAGUUCAGUUUCUGAUCUUAAAUAUUUUGAGGACAAAAUAUUUAAUAUCAAGAAGAGGAAUAACUUUUACUAAUUAAACCAUAGAGAAAUCAAGGGUUUACAAAUGUGUUUUCUAGUCAAAUUAAAGUUUCCUAUAGCAAAGUUAAAGCAAUCGGGGAUCUGGUGUAUUGUUAUGCUGAUU
Molecule: messenger RNA, 1749 nt
Organism: Poecilia reticulata (guppy)
Lineage: Eukaryota; Metazoa; Chordata; Actinopteri; Cyprinodontiformes; Poeciliidae
Product: E3 ubiquitin-protein ligase TRIM39-like
Molecular function (GO): zinc ion binding; protein binding
Source: RefSeq, a predicted model, not a curated record